AUGAUCAAUCACCAAUAUAUUUUUUGUAUUAUUCUAUUAAUUAUAACAUUGGGUUUAUGUAUUACAUCAUUAUGCACAGAUUAUUGGAUUUGUGGUCAUCUAUUCUUAUCAUGUCAAGAUAUGGAUUAUAAAGUGAUUAUAUUAUCAAUGAUUGGAUUAUUGAUUUUAGGAUGUUUUUGUAUUUUAUUCAUUAUUAUCUUAGAUAUAAUUAGUUUAUGUUCAAUGAAAUUCUCUUCACAUAUUACUUAUUUAAUUCUUCGUUUCGUAUUAUUAAUUUUAUGUGCUAUAGCUUUAUUAAUUAGUGUUUUAUUAUAUACCAUAUUCAUUGAACACAAUUGGUCAUAUUUUUGUGCAGUUGUUGGUGCUGUAUUAAUAACAGUGGUAGUUAUAUUAUCAUUUAUGUCAUCUCCAUGUAUUAAUACAGAAGAUUAUAGAAACAAAACGUAUUAA
This is a messenger RNA of Schistosoma guineensis, 450 nucleotides long. The record is from the annotation of a GenBank genome assembly. Lineage: Eukaryota; Metazoa; Platyhelminthes; Trematoda; Strigeidida; Schistosomatidae.